This is a messenger RNA of Microcebus murinus (gray mouse lemur), 2262 nucleotides long. RefSeq names its product leucine rich repeat containing 40 (gene LRRC40). Gene Ontology annotation, molecular function: protein binding. The record is from RefSeq and is a predicted model, not a curated record. Lineage: Eukaryota; Metazoa; Chordata; Mammalia; Primates; Cheirogaleidae. Gene Ontology annotation, cellular component: cytoplasm.
GGGUGAAGGCCCAGCGUGGGGCCUCUAGCCCAGCGCGCUCGCGAAAGGGGCGGGGCGGCUCAGCGGCGCCACCUUUGGGCGUCACGGGCUCGACUGCUGCUUUUGGGCGGAGGGGUUUGAACAUGUCGCGCCUGAGGGGAGUAGCCGGCAGGGAUCCCCGUGCGGGUUUCAAACCUGAUGGGAGAGACUGCUGUACCUCCGUACCCCAGGGGCUGUUAAAGGCAGCGAGGAAGAGCGGCCAGUUAAACCUGUCGGGUAGGAACCUCAGUGAAGUGCCUCAGUGUGUCUGGAGAAUAAAUGUAGAUCUCCCCGAGGAAGCUAAUCAGAAUCUUUCAUUCAGUGCUACUGAACGAUGGUGGGAGCAGACGGAUUUGACCAAACUAAUCAUCUCAAACAAUAAACUUCAGUCACUUACAGAUGACCUUCGACUCCUGCCUGCACUGACUGUACUUGAUAUACAUGACAAUCAGCUGACAUCCCUUCCUUCUGCUAUAGGAGAGCUAGAAAAUCUUCAGAAACUUAAUGUCAGCCAUAACAAACUGAAAACACUCCCUGAAGAAAUUGCAAACCUAAGAAAUCUGAAGGGGCUGUAUCUCCAGCAUAAUGAACUAACUUGCAUAUCAGAGGGAUUUGAACAACUUUCCAAUUUAGAAGAUUUAGAUCUUUCGAAUAAUCGUCUUAGAACUGUUCCUGCUAGUUUUUCUUCUCUAUCCAGUCUGGUGCGACUCAAUCUUUCCAGUAAUCAGCUGAAGAAUUUGCCAGCAGAAAUAAGUAGAAUGAAAAGAUUAAAGCAUUUGGAUUGUAAUUCAAAUCUCUUGGAAACUAUACCUCCUGAAUUGGCUGGCAUGGAAUCACUAGAAUUGCUUUAUUUGUGGAGGAAUAAAUUACGUUUUCUACCAGAAUUUCCUUCUUGUAGACUUUUGAAGGAAUUGCAUGUAGGUGAAAACCAGAUUGAAAUGUUAAGGGCAGAACAUCUUAAGCAUCUGAAUUCUAUCCUUGUGCUAGACCUGAGGGAUAACAAGUUAAAGUCUGUUCCAGAUGAAAUUACACUACUGCAGUCUUUGGAAAGGCUUGACCUAAGCAACAAUGAUAUUAGCAGUAUAAGUAUAAUCAACUUAAUCUUUUGUAGUCUGCCCUAUUCUUUGGGAAACCUUCAUUUGAAAUUCCUAGCACUGGAGGGAAAUCCUUUGAGAACCAUUCGAAGAGAAAUUAUAAAUAAAGGAACCCAAGAAGUUCUAAAAUAUCUACGAAGCAAGAUUAAAGAUGAUGGACCUAGCCAAAGUGACUCUGUUACUGAGACUGCAAUGACACUACCAAGUGAAUCCAAAGUCAAUAUACACGCCAUCGUCACAUUAAAAAUAUUAGACUAUAGUGAUAAACAAACACCUUUGAUUCCUGAUGAAGUGUUUGAUGCAGUAAAAAGCAACAUCAUCACUUCUGUUAACUUCAGUAAGAAUCUGCUAUGUGAAAUUCCAAAAAGGAUUAUAGAACUGAAGGAAAUGGUUUCUGAUGUUAAUCUCAGUUUUAAUAAGCUUUCCUUUAUAUCCUUGGAGUUAUGUAUGCUUCAAAAAUUGACUUUUUUGGAUCUCAGGAAUAAUGUUUUAAAUUCUUUGCCUGAAGAAAUGGAAUCAUUGAUAAGACUACAAGUGAUCAAUCUUUCCUUUAAUAGAUUCAAAAUACUACCUGAAGUUCUAUAUCGUAUCCUCUCACUUGAAACUGUUUUGAUUAGUAAUAAUCAGAUUGGAUCUGUGGACGCUCAGAAAAUGAAGACAAUGGAAAAUCUGACCACAUUGGACCUUCAAAAUAAUGAUCUCCUACAUAUUCCACCAGAACUUGGUAACUGUGUACACUUAAGAACAUUACUACUAGAUGGAAAUCCAUUCCGUGUCCCUCGAGCGGCCAUAUUAAUGAAAGGAACAGCUGCUAUACUGGAAUAUUUGAGAGACCGAAUUCCUACUUAAAUUGGAGUUGUUUCAUAAUCCUGGUCAGGUUGAUUCUUAAAAGGAUAUAACAUUUUGUUUUAGUAUUAUCUUAAAUAUGAUUGCUGUAAUCUUGUAGUUUCCCAGUAUCACCUAGCCAUUUGUAUAAUUGGCCUGGGCCAUAUUCACUACCUUUAAAUAUUUUUACAUUAACAACUAUUUAACAUUUUUCUAAGGUGUUGUAUACAUUGAUAAUGGUGAAAACCACAUAUUAUGUUCAUACAUUUGUUGUGAAUAUUUUACACAGGAUUUAUCCGACUCACUUUCAUUUUCUUAUAGCAGG